GAGAGGCAGGGAGACUGCAUCUGAACAGAGGAACCUGUUUGAUCUUCCCCUGAAGGGCAAGACACACCCAUAUCUCCUCCUCAGAACAAGGCUUGGCUUUUGGAAGCCAGCCCUAGCAGGUAACCCACUGCAGCUGCUGGGGAGUGCAAAGAAGAGACCUGCAGGGAGCUGAGGGAGACAACUCCAGCCACUUCACAUACCAUUCUCAAGUUCGUCUUUGGGGGAAACCUGAGCUGAAGAGCUGCCACAGGUGGACCCGUUGCCUUGAACUGGGAACUGAAGUAGGAGAAAAUUUGAGAGAACCAUGAUGUCUCUUGGUGUCAGCAGAGGGGGUGUUAUUCCACCUAGUGAAGAAGAUCGCAAGAAGAUCAUCAGGCAGAUGAAGGUACGCACUACACUAAAAGGGGAUAAGAGCUGGAUCUACCCACAAAACUCAGGCAAUGAGGAAGAGAUGAAGAGCAGCCCAUUGCACUCACCACGUAGGUCUGACAAGAUCGACGGGGGAUCCCCAGCCUCAGCAUCUGUUACACCCCACUAUAACAGGUUGCCAAGUUCCAAGCCCACCUCCGGUUACCUCAUCAGGGGGGUGUUCACCAGGACCAUUGACAAGACUCCGCCCGAAAGCACCUGCUAUUCCAAUGGCACGCAGAAAAGUACUGCAGCUCAGGCUAAGAGUGCCAGCCUCCCCCGCUUCUCCUCCGGAUAUAAGAUGACAACUGAGGAUUACAAAAAACUGGCUCCAUUCAAUGUCAGGCAAAUAUCAGUGGAAUCAGAUGAAGAGAAACCAGCCUUUUCCCCAGAUGAACAUAAGAAGAGGACAGAGGCAGCCAACAGUGUACUGAGGCGCACAGCCAGCAGGGAGCGCUCUUAUGUCCUCUCUGCUGCCAAGAAAAGCAAUGGAAGCCCAACACAAGAAGUACCACCCUUCAUUGCCAAAAGGGUUGAGAUUGAGGAGGAAAGAGGAUGGCACAUGCAGAAUCAGACCCUUCCGACUUCAUCAAGGUUUGGUCUUGGUGGCAAAAGUGACAAAGUGGAUGAGGAGAAGCCUGUUGGGACUUCUCCAGGUGAAGCAACAACAUCCAAACCCACUCUGGCUACAGGCAGAAGUGAAGAAAGAGUUAUAAAUGUCCGCGAGCCAAUGCCUCAGAGUGAAAUAAAGUUGAGAGUCGCCUCCUCCCCAGAGAAAAGUGACAAACCAGCUAAAGAGGAGCCUGACCUGAUCUCCUGGGAUGAAUCGAUUCCAAAAGCCACCACCAUUUCCACAGGGGAAAGUUCCUGCCCUUGGCCAGUGCAGCCCCAGAAUUCAGAGGUUCAUCCACAGAGUUCACAUCUCACCCUGGGUGGAAGGCGCAGGGGCUGCCAUGAAACAAGAAAACAGAAUACAUUGUUGGACCAAAAAUCUGAAGUUCCCCUCACGGUCAUCUCCCUGGAAACAAGUAGUAAGGGGUAUCCUGAUUCCCUAGAGGUUGAUAAUGAAUUUGACCCAAUAAAGUCCAACUCAUAUCAUAUGGACAAUACAGCUGACCCCCCAUCUGAGACGCGCCACCGGUACAGGGUUCCUGAAUACCUGGAUGACACAAAUUCUGACUUUACAAGGUCCAGCCCCCAAUCUAAAGACAUCCCCGCACAUCCCACUGAUGCCAGAUUCACAGUCCCUGGAUACUUGGGUGAUACAGAAUGUGACCCUAAAAGAUCUGUCCCAUGCUAUGAGGAGAGACGUCCCACAAGAGAGAUCAGAUAUGAGAGUACCAGAGCCACAGAACACAAAGAACCUGAACGGAAUGUGACAAAGUCCAGCCCUUCUUCUGGAGACAACAACGCUGUUACCCAAGAGGUCCGAAACAAAGUCCCCAUGCACCUGGAUAAUGAAGAAUUUGAUUUCAAAAGCAGGUCCAGCUCUCAUUCUACAGAAAGCAAUGUUACUAUCAAUGACCCAAGACACAGAAUCACUGAGUGUGUGGAGGCUGGGGAAUUGGACCCUGAAAGAACUGUCCCAGGUUAUGAAGGGAGAAGCAGCCCCAGGGACACCAGAUACGAGAGUCCUAGAGCCAGAGGGCACAAUGAAUUCGACCCCAAUAUGGGAAGGCUUCGCUCAGCUUCAGGUGAGAGGAUCUCCAUGUCUGCUGCCAGCUCUCAGUACCACAGCUCGUCAGCCAUGGGACACAAGUCCAACCCCAGCACUGCAAGCAAAGGGAUCCUCUUUGUGAAGGAAUAUGUGAACAGCCGUGAGUUAUCUCCACGCUACAGCAGUGACAACCUAGUUGAUUGGUCUGACAUAGAGAGAGCAAACUACCUGCACAGCAGCACCUCCCAGAGGUCAUGUGAUGGUGUCUGCACUUACUGUGGCCAUGAGAUCCGAGACUGCCCUAAGAUAAUGAUAGACCAUCUCAAUGUUUACUGCCAUGAAUACUGCUUUAGGUGUGAGAUUUGCCAUAAGGCAAUGGGAGACCUCUUGGAUAAAAUAUUCAUUCAUCGUGACAUUGUCCACUGUGACCAGUGCUAUGAGAAGCUCUUCUAGAUCUUGAAGAACUGAAGGAGCCAACCAGUUGGAAGACUUCAGCAGUGUAUAUGGGAAUGUAUCCAGCAGUGCCUGACUGGCUAAGAUACCAAAUCUCCUGCUACCCCUUUCCUGGAGUUAUUUCCCUCUCACCAUCUCAUCACAAUGAAUGAGUUUAACAUCCACUAGUUUAUUUUGUUAACAGCACACAAGACAAGUGCUGACAUUAAGGAGACAAGGGAGUGUCCUCUGCAAAAGAGAAGUGGCCUGAUUUUUGAAAGGUGCUGAGCACCUCCAGCUACUAUUAACUUUAGUGGGAUUCGUGAGUGCUUAGCACCCUGGAAAUCAGGCAGAAGCUUCUCUCUGAAGCUAUGUUAGGAUUUUCUUUUAUCUUUCCCUUUCUUUGAUUUUUACAAUCCGAGUGCAUCUUGGUCUGCAUCUGAUUACAUCAAUCAGGCUGCCUAUAGGUACUAAAGGUGUGAAAGGCCAAGCUUAGGGUCUUGGGAGCUUACCCAAUGCAGGCUGAAUCUAGCUGUAAGAGAACUUCAUUCCCAUAUUCUGAUGAUAAAUGACAAUUGCUUUCCCCUUGCCUGCAAUGGAUUUUCUGAAGAACUUGCGGACUGACUUUGCCUCAAUUGUGUGUGAGCUUCAAUUUCCCUUCUCUUCCUACUCUCCAGUGGAUUCCUUCAGCACCACACAUGUCUGCUACAUGUUUUGGAGAGCCUGCACAUUUUUUCACCUGGUAUGCUAGUUUAACUUUGUGUGAGGUGACUCUGAUGACCUUACACAACAUGCCCAGUGAAUAUUCAACUCUACUGUCCCUCAUUACAAGGAAUAUCUCUCAUGUGAGAUCUAAAUUGACUUCCCUAUAAAUGCCUGUUGUUAUCCCACUUCUAUAAUUACUGUAAAUUAUUUACAGCACAAAUGCUGAAGCACAAAACCUAGAUUGUAACAAAUGUAUAUAACUAAAUAUAGCUCUUGAGUAAUUUUUAGCUCUCACAUUCAGCCUUCGUUAAGGCUGAGAGUUAUGCCACUGAGAUUGUUGGUCACUCUGAAUACUUAACCACCUUGCCUUAAAAUAUAGCUCCAAGUAUUCAUCACUCAUAUUAGACACCUCAAAAUUGAGGCACUCAAUCACUGCUCACUUUUGAAAAUCUUGGUGUGAAGUACCUUGGGAACCACUGGAAGAGCAGCUGGGACAAGGUAGAUGUGUUUGGGGCACUAUUUUUGUUGCAAAACUCCUGUUGCAAGGCUGGCUCUCCCACAGUCCAAGGGGAUUAUUUAAAUUCUCACAACAUGACACUCUAUUAUAGGUGCUCCUUCUGCGGACAAUACACACAGCUAAUUGUUAACUAAUUCCAUAGUUUCCUGUUUGGUGUUUGAUAUGAUCUUGCAAAGCAUUGCAGAAUAGACUUCAAUUCAUUAUAGUUUUUUUGCUUCAUCGUUGUUGGUUGCUGUGUUUCUCUGUAGCACUUGUUUAACAUCUAUGUACAAUUCUAAUAAACAUCGAGUUGUUACCUGUAA
This is a messenger RNA of Gopherus flavomarginatus (Mexican gopher tortoise), 4021 nucleotides long. It is a transcript of the gene ZNF185, whose product is annotated as zinc finger protein 185 with LIM domain. The record is from RefSeq and is a predicted model, not a curated record. The coding region runs from base 305 to 2518 and encodes 737 amino acids. NCBI's taxonomy places the organism in Eukaryota, Metazoa, Chordata, Testudines, Testudinidae. The transcript is spliced from 29 exons.